UAAAAGAUAUAUAAAACUCACCGCCAAAAACUGAUUGCGGCUUCUACCUUGUUACAGGAAUGUUGUUUGUUGCUCAAGAUGAUGUGAUAUCAUUCAUGAUACAUUUGACAUAUGUUUCACAUAUUAUACACCAACAAGUUAUUUAUAGCAGUUUAAAUACAAGCAAUCCGUUUUUGGCACAACACCAUCAUUUGAUUUGGGCCCGAGGAAGACAAGAAGACUCAUGUUCGUCUCUUUCUGUCAGACAAUUUUUUUUCACGUCUCUGAAUUUAAGCGACUUUUGCUUGGCUCAUACUACAAACUUUUCUUCUUUCUCCCCUCAACCACAGAGCUUGAUCUGCGCUAAUAACAAGUCCAUCAAACAAGACACACACACGCACAAACACGCGCGCGCGCACACACACACGCACAGAUAAGGAGAGGUGAAGUGUCUUCGUGGCUAAUUCCAUCUGUUCCUUCAUGUUUUGUUUUCUCAGUGCACACAAAAUAAAACACAGACGAAGUUGAAAUAUGGGAAAAAGUUAUCAGCUUGAUUUUUUUUUUCUUGAAUGGCUAAACUUCGUUCAGCGUGUUCGUUCCGCUGGGCAAUUAUUACCAUUCCCGCUGUGCGUAAAUGGUUCGCUCCACCCGCAGUUUUAUAAGCUCCUGAAAAUCUCUUUACGCGUCACGGUGUUAUCUCUGAGUCACAGCAAAGAUGAGCUACGGAGACCGCUACACGUCGUCCUCCUAUCGGAAGAUUUUCGGGGAUUCUCCGAGAUUCCCCGUCUCUUCCUCUCGCAUGAGCGGUGGGUCUCCGCGGGGCUCCCCGAGCCUUCGAUCCAUGGCAGCGUCGCGCAACAGCGCGUCCUCUGUGACCCUGUACAGACGGGGAGGACGGACCUCCACCUCUUUCUCUACGGUGCCUACCGCCUCCCUGGACUUGUCCCAGACCUCCGUGGUCAGCAAUGAGUUCAAAGUGAUCAGAACCAACGAGAAGGAGCAGCUGCAGGGUCUCAAUGACCGCUUUGCCAUGUUCAUCGAUAAAGUCAGACACCUGGAGCAGCAGAAUAAAGUGUUGGAGACGGAGCUGGUGACCCUGCGGCAGAAGCAGAGCGAGCGGCCCCGCGUCGCUCAUCUCUACCAGCAGGAGAUGAGGGACCUGCGCUCGCAGCUGGAGGAGCUGAACAGGGAAAAGAACCGAGUGCUGAUCGAGAGGAACAACAUGGAGGACGAGCUGCAGAAGCUAAGUGCAAAGUAUGAUGAGGAGGUGAGAGCGAGGGAAGAAGCUGAACAGACCCUGAGGUCCUUCAGAAAAGACGUGGACGAUGCCGCCGCUGUCCGCCUGGACCUGGAGCGCAGGGUGGAGUCCCUGAUGGACGAAAUCGCCUUCCUCAAGAAAGUCCAUGAGGAAGAUAUUGAGGAGCUGAGCAGCAUGAUGGAGGCGCAGCAGGUCUCUGUGGAGGUUGAGCUCGCCAAACCAGACCUCACCUCAGCGCUGAAGGAGAUCCGCAACCAGUACGAGUCCAUUGCCUCCAAGAACUUGCAGUCGGCUGAGGAGUGGUACAAGAGCAAGUUUGCGAGCCUCAGUGAGCAGGCCACGAGGAGCAACGAGGCCAUGAGGGCCAGCAGGGAGGAGAUCAGUGAGUUCAGGAGGCAGCUCCAGUCCAAGACCAUUGAGAUAGAGACCCUAAGGGGUGCCAACGAGUCUCUGGAGAGGCAGAUCUCAGAGAUGGAGGAUACACACAAUGCUGAAGUCACAGCAAUGCAGGACACUAUUAGCCAAUUGGAUACUGAGUUGAGGAACCUGAAGAGCGAGAUGGCUCAUCAUCUGAGAGAGUAUCAAGACCUGCUCAAUGUCAAGAUGGCCCUGGACAUCGAGAUCGCUGCUUAUAGGAAACUGCUGGAAGGGGAGGAGACCCACUUUAACUCAGGGAUGUCCUUCAACUACACCUACCAACCUCGAGCCUCAACCAGCUCCUCCAGGAGGGAGAAAGAAGGAGGCGCGAAGGAAAGCUUCAAAGACGUCAGCGAGGAUAAAGACGAGGCGGACAUCAACUCCAACAACUGAAGAUAUACGGGGAAAUCUGACAUCAUAGUUGUUAAGUCUGAAACAGAUGUUUUGGAAGUAGUCUCUAAAGUCAGUGUUUUGAGUCAUAGUCAGCAUCCUGUAUUUGACAUUUUUGUUGUAGUUUUAAAUAUCUCCAUUAACAACCGAAGAGAGCUAACAUGACACUCCAAACAUUAACCUUAGUACUAAAUGUUAAUGGGGAAUCUUUCAUUUUGCUGCAGCAGUUUCAUGCACUCAAACCUGUAUGAAAUGAGGAAACAGACAUUGCUUAGACUUUAAGGCAUGGCUUCUAUUUACCCACAAAUUAAGGUUGUCAGUUCCACUUGGAUAUCACUAAAAUGAUAAGCAAAUAAAAUUACAUGACUGGAACUGUGGUUUCUUAUGAUGACUCGAGGUGGCAGACAGAUGUUAUACUUUAAUGAAUGGAACAAUAAAUCUAGCUUCUCCAA
Haplochromis burtoni (Burton's mouthbrooder) is the source of this 2496-nucleotide messenger RNA. RefSeq names its product internexin neuronal intermediate filament protein, alpha a (gene inaa). Gene Ontology annotation, molecular function: structural constituent of postsynaptic intermediate filament cytoskeleton. Lineage: Eukaryota; Metazoa; Chordata; Actinopteri; Cichliformes; Cichlidae. Bases 695 to 2047 code for a protein of 450 amino acids. The transcript is spliced from 5 exons. Gene Ontology annotation, cellular component: intermediate filament; cytoplasm; postsynaptic intermediate filament cytoskeleton. The record is from RefSeq and is a predicted model, not a curated record. Gene Ontology annotation, biological process: intermediate filament organization.